This is a messenger RNA of Aspergillus ruber CBS 135680, 437 nucleotides long. RefSeq lists its product as uncharacterized. The transcript has a single exon. The record is from RefSeq and is a predicted model, not a curated record. Bases 100 to 342 code for a protein of 80 amino acids. Lineage: Eukaryota; Fungi; Ascomycota; Eurotiomycetes; Eurotiales; Aspergillaceae.
GCAUGGUGAUCCGAUGCCGAGGAAUGUGAUGUGAUGGCCGCUGCAGAUAGGUGCUAUGGAUCGUUUUCGACUCUGCGCAGAUGUUUCCGGACGACCGGGAUGGCCCUCUCCUACCAAAGCGGGAGAUGUGGGUUAGAAAUGAAGAUGAAUAGGUGGAUGGAUUUGUUGGGACUUGGUGGCUUGCUUAUUCUAAUUGCUUAUGGCCCUGGCAAUAAUAGGCUGAUCAUCAUGUCUACAGCUCAAGGAUCACGCAGAGGAAAGGCUGAACGGUGCAUGCUCAUUAUUAUGAGUACAUGUAGUACAACUAUCGAGAAAUCAACCGGAAACCAAGGCUAUUGCUAACGGAGAUAAUGCGGGAUUUGUGGCAACAAUCCCGGCUAAAGCGAAUACGGCUUAGAGCAUGCGGCUAAGCGAAGUCUGCCGGAACCGGGGAAGAC